UUUUGGUUGCCACCACUUUUGAAAAUUGGGCCAUUUUCUUCUUCACAGAGGCAAGAGGUUUCUGAAGAAAAAUAUCCAACUGGUUAUUUUGAUGCUGCAUAAAAGUGUCAAUGUUUCCACUUCAGCUUUUAGGGUGGAAUUUAUAAUGCAGCAUAAGGAAGUUAGAUGCCUGAGUCCCAUAAUUCAAUGGGAGUUGGACACCUAACUCUUUUAUGCCCCUUUAAGAAUCCCAGCUUGUAUGUUUGUUUUGCUCUAUAGGUUUGGUGUGGUGAGUGGCAGAUUCCUUUCCAUCAGGGGAUAUUUGUUUUGGAGUCAACACCCUUGCUAUUGGCUCCAUUGAAAUGUCCAUGUGUGAGGAUAUGUUGCUGUGCAAUUACCGCAAGUGCCGUGUCAAGCUCUCAGGCUAUGCCUGGGUCACGGCUUGCUCACACAUCUUCUGUGACCAGCACGGUAGUGGGGAAUUCAGCCGUUCAUCAGCAGUCUGUCCUGCCUGCAACAGUGCCCUCUCUGGCAAGCUAGACAUUGUUCGCACCGAGCUAAGUCCCUCUGAAGAACACAAGGCCAUGGUUUUGGCUGGACUUCGGCCAGAGACUGUGCUGGACAUCAGCUCCCGCGCACUCUCCUUCUGGACAUACCAGUGGUCAAAGAAGCCUGUCACACCUGUCAUAAUCUCCACAUGGCAGGUUCACCAGGAGCACCUGUACCAGGAAUACACCUACAGCAAGGCUGAGGGACACCUGAAGCAGAUAGAGAAGGUGUACACUCAGCAGCUGCAGAGCAAGGACAUGGAACUGACCUCCAUGAAAAGCGAGGUCUCCUCCCUGAAGAAGAUGCUGGAGGAGUACAAGAAGAAGUUCAGCGAGCUCUCUGAGAAGCUCAUGGAGCGGAAUCGCCAGUACCAGAAGCUCCAGGGCCUCUAUGACAGCCUCCGUCUGCGCAACAUUGCCAUGGCUAAUCAGGAGGCUGCCCAUGAGCCUCCCAUGAUGCCUCAGUCUGCUGUCUUUGGCUUCCCAUUGGGUAAUGCUGCCAAGUUCCCUGGGCAUGCCACGCCGGUCCGGGGCAGGUGUGGGGAGGGAGACUUCCACUUCAAACCCUUCUUUGCCACAUCCCCACCUGCGGAUGAAUCCAGCAACAGCUUCUUCACCUUCGCCUCUCCCAGCAAUGAGCUGGAGCCACAUCCUGGAGCCAGCAGGGCCUACAAGAUGAAGAGGAUAUAACCGACAUCCUAGGAAAUGCCUACCUCUCCUGUUCUUCAACACAGGCCAGAACCCCAAUAUCUCCCAGCAGGCCCUAAGUGCCUAUGCCUAGGCGGUAAGUACUGCUCUGUCUUCUGUUGGCUGCAAGGGAGCCCUGUUCUGCAGGGAGUGGGACAGAAGGCUUAGUAAAGGGCACUCUUCUUUAGUAGCCAAUGCUGGUGCCAGUGCUUCAGCACCAUGCUGGAGGUGCUGUGCUGCAGGGAGCAGGCAGGAGGCUCUGUAGGGGGUGUUCUGACAUUGUUUUCCUCUCCACACUAGGAAAAGGUGGAUCCUACAACAUCCUGUAACUCAGACCUGCACCUCAACAGAGCUACAGUGAGAAGGUGGGAGGGAGGAGAGUGGAAAGUGUGAUUGAAAGGCAUGGGAGCUCAGUAGGGGUGCUCUCUUCUGGAUGUCAGUGCUGGCAUCAGUGCCCCAAUGUGGUUCUAAAGUUGCACUGAGCUGCAGGAAGCAGGGCCAAGACUCAGUUGAGGUUCUUUCUCUUUGGCUGUCUAGUUAGAAAGAGCUGUGAUGUACUCUGGGUGUGUGUCUAUGUCUGUCUGUGUGCCUGCUGCCCCCUGUUGGAAGGAAUGAGCUCUGCUCAGGGUGUCUGUAUGUCACGGCUACUUUCUGGUCUAACCACUAGACCCCUCUUCCCUACCAGAGCCAGGAACUGAACCCAGGAAUCCUGUUUCCCCACACAUGCUGUUCUAACCCAGUGGACCCACCUCCACCUUGAGCCAGGAAUAGAAACCAGGACUCUUGGCUCCCAGCCCCUUCACUCUAACCCACUAGACCCCCUCAGGCCUGGAACAGAACCCAGGAGCCUUGGCUCCAAGCCCUGAUGCUGUAGGCAUAGGAUUGUGCUGUGUUUCUCUUGGAUCAGCUGCAUAAAUAUGAGGAGAAUUACACGGAGGCCCUGGAGAGUUUUCUCCAUGCAGCAUCCUUUGAGUUAGCCUGGCCCAAACCCUGGCAGCCCCAGCAGCAGCUCCUAGAUUUCCUGGAGUGCCUCCUGGAGAACAUGGUAGAGCAUCCACCCUGCUCCCUGCCCUUCCCUGCCUGGACUACCUGGAGACAUAUCUCAGUCAGUGACCCUGCCAUCCUUCCUCCCCAUGCAGAGCAAAGUGAAGGGUAACAAACUGCAGAGCACACUGGGAAGCCUGCACCCAUCCCAGCUGGGCCCCUGUGGGGAUGGGCGGUACCAGGGGUCCUUGGGCCAGAAGGUGGCACUGGAGCAUCGGCUCCUGAGUGCCCUGUAGCUGUGUGUGAACAUUGGGGCCAUAGUUCUGGGUAGGGUGGUCUUCAGCCUUACCACAGACGAGAAAGUGCCCUUGUGAGUACCGGCCUGUCCAUCCAUCUUUAGUGCUUUCUAUUGAUGUCAUAUAUCCAUCUUCCGCGUCGUCCAUCUGCCCAUCCUAUUAUCAUCUGUCUGUCCUGAGUUCUGUCCAUACGUCCAUCCUGCUAUCCAUCUGUCAGUCCAGAGCCCUGUCCAUCCAUUCAUCCUACUAUCCUUCAGUCCUGAGCUCUGUCCAGCCUGCUAUCCAUCUGUCAGUCCAGAGCCGUGUCCAUCCUGCUAUCCCUCUGUCAGUCUUGAUCUCCAUCUGUCCAUCCAUCCACCCUGCUAUCCAUCGGUCACUCCCAAGCUCUGUUCAUCCAUCCAUGCUUCUUCAGUUCCAUCCGUCCAUCCAUUCAUCCUCAUGACCAUUGGUGUGGCCUUCCAUGCAUCCACCUAUAUAUCCUCAGCACCAUCCAUCCAUCAGCUCAACUCCUGUCCCAACAUCUUGCUCAUGUUCUUGCCUGGUUUCCUGGCAGCACGUUCAGCCUGGCUGACUCUGAAGGCCCCUGUUUUGCUGUCACUGUCUAUAACAUGGUGCAGUGCUGGGGUGUGGUCAUCGGUGAUUUGGUGGCCAUCCCUGAGCUGCACAUCCAGCACCACCACAUCCAGCACCAGUUCAGAUUGGUCCUUAGUGCUGGAGGGAUUCAUAGGCCUGGCCCUGUGGGGGAGGAGGGAUAUGGGAAGUCACCAGAGAUAGUAGGUUGAAACAGGACUUUAGCCCUUCGUCAGUUAAAGGGUUAAUCCCCACCCUUUCCUCACGCCCUUCCCUCAAUCUGUUGUUU
This is a messenger RNA of Gopherus evgoodei (Goodes thornscrub tortoise), 3353 nucleotides long. Its product is annotated as E3 ubiquitin-protein ligase CCNB1IP1-like. Gene Ontology annotation, cellular component: synaptonemal complex. The record is from RefSeq and is a predicted model, not a curated record. NCBI's taxonomy places the organism in Eukaryota, Metazoa, Chordata, Testudines, Testudinidae. Gene Ontology annotation, molecular function: ubiquitin protein ligase activity. Bases 342 to 1217 code for a protein of 291 amino acids. Gene Ontology annotation, biological process: reciprocal meiotic recombination. The transcript has 4 exons.